CGGCGGUCUGCCCGUGCAUAAAAUACGUAACCAUGGGCCAUCAAGUCAAUUCUGACUUAGGGUGACCCUUUCGUAAAAAGAUCUAAACCAUGGUGCCCUCCAGCCAGCCAAACCUAUGGCUGCUAUUAUUAUUCAUUCUUCGCUGCACCGAUUCCAUACCUAUCCUGCAGAGAAACCAAGCCAGCAUGGAUGGAUGGCUCUCCACAAAUAUCGAUCUGCGAGGUCAGAUCAGGGGGAGACCUUCGAACCCAGGUCUCCAGGGUCAUCGUUUGACACAUGGAAUGGGUUUUUCUCCACUUUGCAGCCCUUCACAAACAAGACGGUAUCGAGGAUGCGGUGACCCGUCUCCCUCCUCCAUCACCAUGCAUGCGUGGUAUCUGUUUCCUGGCCGGGGUGAUUUUUCCACUCCGUGCUUCGGUGGGAGGACCUGCUGACCCUCUCUGGUCCUUUUCCGAUACGUGGAAGAGGAAGGAGGUUAAGAAGGCACACUCUGAAACUAUGCCUGCCCUGCAGGGCGGCAUCCGUCCAAUACCCUUUGAUAUGGCAUAGCCCCAUGCUACGAAAUCCUGGAACCCAUCGUUUUCGGAGGUCCUUCACAGGCUCUGAUGGAGCUCAAGAAAGGCACUCAAACUUUCUCAAACUUCUUUCUCAAAUGACGGCUAGAAACUAUGAUUCCAUAGACCGGGAGAAGAACAUCGCCGUUCAAAAGGCAUCGAAGUCCUUGCCACCUGCACCCUGUCGAUUCGAUCCGGAGAGAGCGAGAGAGCUUCGCUUUAUCUCUCUGGUCAUUUUCUUGUAAUUAGAAAGCUCGUUCCAAGAACAGGUUAAUGCUGACUUCUUCUUUUUUUUCCUUUUGUGAACUGCAGAAACCACAUAGGAAGAGGCACAAAUGUCCCGCUACGGGCUUAGGCCAAGGGUUGACUCAAAAGAAACCUGCAAAAGGGGGAAACGAAAAGAAAAGAGGAUGUUGGAUGCGGUGGGUUUGGGCAUAAAGAUCAGCCUUAGGGCAUUUGUGGAUAUUAUGCACCCUUUCUGAUUGGGGAAGAAAGAUCUGCGCCUCCUGUGAGCCUCUGUAUUUUUCAUCCGUGCCAUGAGAUGGACGGCUCUUCUCCAACCUCUGGACACCACCGUCUUCAUCUUCUGAUGAAUGCCACCAAUGGGACACCGUGCCACCCCCGGGAACUACACCCGGCCAUCCCAGCGCUCUUGAGCGUCCUCUCCGUGGGCGGGCUGGUCUUCAACAGCGUCAGCCUCUGGAUCUUCUGGUUCACCCUCAAGCGCUGGAACUCCAGCAUCCUCCUCCAGUUCAACCUGGCUCUGACCGACGCCAUCAUCCUGCCCGUCACCCCGUUGACAGUGACCUACUUCAGCUUGGGCAACCACUGGCCCUUCGGGGAGUUCUUCUGCCAGCUCCAACUCUUCCUCCUCAGCACGCACCUCUACGGCAGCAUCUACUUCCUGACGCUCAUCAGCAUCCACCGGUAUAAAGCCAUCGUCCACUACAACGCCAAGAACGUCUGGAGGACGAAGUCCUUCAUCAAGAAGCUCAUUUGGGUCUUCUGGUUCCUCCUCUUCCUCCAAGCGUUCCCGGUCUUCUUCUUCAUGAAGACGUCCGUCAUAGGCAACACGGUCAAAUGCCUGAGCGUCUUUCAGUCCGAGCUGUCCGCCCUCUACCUGACCUACAGCAUCCUCCUGGGGACCCUCUGCUUCCUCCUUCCCUUCGGCGUCUCGUUGGCCUCCUACGUGAGGCUGGGGAACUUUGUGGCCAACAUCAGCCAAGCCAACCUCCGAGGGAGAGUCAUGAAGGCCAAGACCCGCCAGAUGAUCGCCGUCGCCUUGGUCAUCUUCGCCCUCUGCUUCACGCCCCUCCAUGUUUGUGGGACGGUGGCCGCCGUUGUGGGAUAUUACGACGUGUCCUGCGAGUUUCUCCACAACGUGGAAGUUGCCUAUUAUGUCUCCGUGGUCUUCAGCAUGGUCAACUGUUGCCUUGACCCGUUCCUCUACAACGCGGCCAACGAAAGAUUUCACAAGUUCUUCCUCAAAUCUUUAGCGAGGUUGCUGUUCUCAAAAUGAGAAGCCAUCUCUGAUCUAGGUAGGAUGCAGAAGGAAGGCCAUGAUGGAAGGAUCGCUAGCCAAGGACGGCAUCUCGUCCAGCAAAGUAAAAGGCGAACAUUUGGUGGGAGACGCCCGACUGUCUAACAACAGGGCCGGAGUCUCUCCCGAAGCAAGGAACGGCAUGAUCCGAAAAGGCUGUCUCCAGGGAUUUUCUCUUGGUUGCUGACUUGUCCUCACGGCCGUGUCUCGCUAAUAUUUAACCUACAUCUUCUCUCCGCAGAACGCAACCGGGAUAAUUAUCCUUCUUCGUCUGUGUAGUAAUUAUCCUCCCUCGUCUGUGCCUGGAUUCUCCGGCUGCGUUGCAGCGCCGGCUGCUCAUAAACUUGUUCGCCGAAAGAGUUCCCGGCUUGCGACAUCGACUCCCGAGGCCUUUGAAGGAGGUUCUUCGUCCUUUUUCGGUGCUGCGUUCAAAAAUCAGAAAUCAGAUUCCCACCAGGAAGAAACACAUCUGUGCGUUUGUCUGCAGGUCUCUGUGCAGUACUUUUGGGGUGGGUGGGUGUUCUCCUAAAAUUAAGGAACAGCAUGUCAAAAAGGAGAAUCUUCUUUACUCCCAAAGACAAGAGAAUCUUUCCAGAGAAAAAGGUUGGGAUCCGAGAUUUGAAGGGGAACCUCAGAGGUCAUCCAAUCCAACCCGCUGCUAACUAAAAAAAAAAAUCUGGUUAGAUCUUGGCUUUCGGCUAAUGCAUUCAAGGGAACAUCAUAGUUCUCCUAUAUUCUGUUCUCACAAAACUACAUGACAGGUGAGAUUUUGUGUUUGGCUGGAACGAGGAACCAGAGUGUGUUACAAGUCAGAUGUUAUUGGACUACAAACCCCAUCAUCCCCUACUGAGCAUUGCUAAUGGUGCAGGCUAAUGGAAGUUGCAGUCCAAUUGCAUCUUCCUGAACCUGAGUUUAGUUCCUGCUCUUGUUAAAUCCACUAUGUUUUAAUUAAUUGAAAUAUUAAAAAAAACAACAUAUGAACAAGAUGAACAUUUUUAACUGAAUCUGCUUAAUGAUUGUCAGGUUGCCAACUUUCUCACUCAGCCUCUGCUCCUGCGUCUUUGGUGGCAGCCCAGCAGGCAGACAUUUAACAGGCGAAGCCUUUCCCUCCCCCUGGCUGUCGAUCUCUAUUCCGGGGAGAGAUUUCUUGGCCGAUCUGCUGACUUGCCGCCUUCGAACUGCAGAGGCCCCGAGCAGCCGGGAAAAGUUGGCAACCUCCUUCCGGCUGCCAACUCUUGCAGGACGCUGAAAGGUGGGUAAAACCCUUCGUUGUUCUCCAGGAGAUUUGCUGUCGAAAUAUCCGGUCCGGCCUUUGUUUAGGCAGGAGGAGGCUGGUACAAAAUCGAAGCCAACAUCCCUGAGAAUCUGGAGCGGCAAAUUGGACAAGCAGGAUCGCGUUUGCGAAAGCGCCAGCCGCAAAGUUGGAACUAGGUCACCCUUUACCGCACCGCUCUGCCCCUACGCUUUUCCCCAGGGAAAGGCAGUUCCAGCAAAACAGCAUCCAGAACGCUUGUUUUUAUCGUCCCCCAUGAGUUUCUGGCUCCUGAGAGCGAUUUCGCAGUGAAGUUUUCCACUUGGACCAAAUUCUUUGAAGGGGAAGAAUUACAGCCUUCAAAAAUCUUCUAUUAUCUGCGGUAACUGGGGGAGAUUCUUGAGAUCUGCCCUCCCCAGAUUACCACCUUCACAGGCGCCCUCGGUGGGGACACAGGAGAGGGCCUUUCUCGGUGGCCCCUCUCAGGCUGUGGAACUCCCUGCCACUGGACGCCAGACUGGGCCCAUCCUGGCUCUCCUUCUGCCAGCAGGCCAAGACCUUUCUCUUCAGGCAGGCUUUGACUAGCAGUCUGAGAGGGUUUGUUUUAAAUGGACUGUGGCUCUCUGUUAAAACUGUCGUUUUAAAUGUCUUUCAGUAUUGGCUUUACGUACACUUGUUUAAUUCUUCAGGUAUUUGCCUAUUCAGCUUUUAAAUAUUGUCGUUUUAAUAGUGGAAGCCGCAUGGGGUCCUUUUUCCACAGAAA
Molecule: messenger RNA, 4109 nt
Organism: Pogona vitticeps (central bearded dragon)
Lineage: Eukaryota; Metazoa; Chordata; Lepidosauria; Squamata; Agamidae
Source: RefSeq, a predicted model, not a curated record